This is a messenger RNA of Daphnia pulicaria, 1201 nucleotides long. Its product is annotated as alpha-tocopherol transfer protein-like. NCBI's taxonomy places the organism in Eukaryota, Metazoa, Arthropoda, Branchiopoda, Diplostraca, Daphniidae. Gene Ontology annotation, molecular function: phosphatidylinositol bisphosphate binding. Bases 347 to 1129 code for a protein of 260 amino acids. Gene Ontology annotation, cellular component: membrane. The record is from RefSeq and is a predicted model, not a curated record. The transcript has 7 exons.
AGAGCAUACACACGCAAUAUGUGUAGUGUACUCUAUGUAGAUCAACCCUCUCCAGAGAUAGGCAGCCGGUUGCUCGAAAUUAUUUGGGUCAGUUAUUGCCAAAGACCCGGACAGUUUUUUUCCCACAAUACAUUAACUGAAGAUAUCACUCGUAGUUCAUUAGUCAAUCGACAGCAGUCCUUAUACUCCGACCUGCUACUGUCCGACAGUCAAACAGUUCAGAAAAUCGUAAUAAAUCCCACCCGCAAACAUCGGUAGUCUGACUAUAUUCGUGCGUGCCUGCAUUAAAAAAGUAAAACAACAAUUUCCGUGUGAUAGGUGAUCGAUCUGCAACUAAUAACAAAAAAUGAGCAGCAUAAAUGAAUUUAAAAUGGAAAACAACAGUGAGCUCUUACUCAAAUUCGGCUCACUCAUCAAGGAAUCCGACAUUAAUUUCCAGAUACCCGAUGAACUGAUGCUGUGUUUUAUUUACGCGCGCAAACGCGAAGUGCAACGCGCCAUGAAGCUGUUAAAGAAUUAUUUGAGAGUGAUGAAAAACUAUCCGGAGCUUUUUACUGAUUUGCGGGGUGAACGCGUGAAACACGUUUUAGAUUUGGGCCAUCUUCUGGCGUCUCCCAUUCGCGAUCAAAACGGAUCCCGUGUCUUCAUAAUAAAUGCCCGUAAUUGGGAUAUUCGUCGUUGCAGUUUAGAGGACGUCUACAGUGCUGUUGUGUUCUGUUUUCAAAGGAUGGUGUCUGAAAUGGAAACUCAGUCAAAAGGAGUAGUGGGCAUCAUGGAUUUCCAAGAUUUCGCACUUCACCAAAUAAGACACUUCACGCCAUCUUUCGUUAAGAAAGUGGCCGAUCUCAUACAGGACGUGUUUCCCAUUCGUUUGAAAGGAAUUCAUAUCGUGAAUGAACCUCGGAUCAUAAAGAUUCUUGUGGCUAUGAUAUGGCCUUUCUUAUCAAACAAAAUUCGUAAUCGGCUGUUUUUUCAUGGUUCGUGCUUCACAACAUUGCAUCAUCACGUUGAUCCCUCUUGUCUACCAAGCAAUUACGACGGUUGUUUGGGACCGAUGAGUUCUAUGCAUUUCUCCAGCGUAUUCUUUGAAGAGGAUUACUACUCCAAUAUAUUCGAAUGUUUCAAUUAAAAAUAAGCUUGCUGCUUAAUACAUUAAAUUCUAUUACAAAAGUAAAAAUUAAUAUAUUUGGUUAAAAUCACG